Messenger RNA from Cajanus cajan (pigeon pea), 345 nucleotides. RefSeq lists its product as uncharacterized. The record is from RefSeq and is a predicted model, not a curated record. NCBI's taxonomy places the organism in Eukaryota, Viridiplantae, Streptophyta, Magnoliopsida, Fabales, Fabaceae.
AUGGGUUAUUCUAUCAACUACAGAAAAGGGAUGGUUGGCGAAACAACUGGCAAUUGGGAAGAGCCGUACCACAAGUUACCUAGUUUGUUGCAAGCAAUGCAACUGUAUUUUCCCGACUUCAUUUGGAAGUUGAGUAAACAACCGGCAUACCAAGGUGACGUGUUGGACGAGAGAAACGUUUUAUUCAAGAGGCUAUUUUGGACGUUCAAGCCGUGCAUUGAUGAUUUUGCUCACUGCAAGUCAAUUGUUCAAGUGGAUGGAACAUUUUUGUAUGGAAAGUACAAAGGGACGUUAUUGGUGGUAGUUGCACAAGACGGCCGCCAACAUAAUUCCCAUUGCCUUUGA